AUGGCUUCAUAUCUCAUCACCGGAGCUGGUCGAGGCCUCGGCCUCGAGUUAGCCACUCAACUGAGCAAGCAGUCGCAAGACCAAGUUUCGAUCGUCUUUGCCGCUACGAGAUCCAAAGAUCCAUCAGAUGGUCUGAAGAAGCUCAUUGACGCCUCUAGCGGGCGGGUUGCUCAUAUCCUGCUUCCUGUGACCGACACGGCUGGCAUCGCGGCUGCAGUCCCAAAACUUGAGAGCUACCUAGGAAGCAAUGGCCUGGAUGUGCUGAUCAAUAAUGCUGGAGUCCUGCCAUCUACGCCUGGUGGUACUUCUGCUAUGACGGAUCUGCGAGAAACUUUUGAGAUCAACGUCCAGGCCGUUCACAAUACGAUAGUCGCUCUUCUGCCACUAAUCCAGAAGUCAAAGCUGAAGAAGGUCGUUAAUAUAUCCACCACACUGGGCUCGUUGACGAAGGCUGGAAUCUACGUAUGGGCGCCUGCACCAGCAUACAAGAUCACCAAGGCCGCGUUGAACAUGUUGACGCUACAGUAUGCUCAAGACUUUGCCAAGGAAGGCGUGACGUUCCUCGCCAUAUCACCUGGGUGGCUGAAAACAGACAUGGGCAGCCAGGCUGCCGAUCUUGAAGUAGAUGUUGGAGCAAAGGAGGUCAUUAGGAUAAUCCAGGAGAACGGUAUUGAGUCUAGUGGAAAAUUCCUCAACAUCCAUGUUCCAGGAUGGGAGGAUAAAACUCCAAACAAUUACGACGGCAAGGACGUGCCUUGGUAA
This is a messenger RNA of Exophiala aquamarina CBS 119918, 762 nucleotides long. RefSeq lists its product as uncharacterized. NCBI's taxonomy places the organism in Eukaryota, Fungi, Ascomycota, Eurotiomycetes, Chaetothyriales, Herpotrichiellaceae. The coding region runs from base 1 to 762 and encodes 253 amino acids. The record is from RefSeq and is a predicted model, not a curated record. Gene Ontology annotation, molecular function: oxidoreductase activity, acting on the CH-OH group of donors, NAD or NADP as acceptor. The transcript is spliced from 3 exons.